ACUCCGCUUUAGCUUGUGUGACUCGCGCUGCUCCGUGCACUGCACUCGUGCCCCGAUCACGACGCGCGCCACCCCGCCGUGGCGAAUGCGACUUCUAAGCUACCGGCGAAUCGUUUGUCUUAACUUUGUGUGACUUGCUAUGAUUUGACUCUCGGACGUUAAGAAAGCUCCCUUACCCGGCUUGUUUAUCCCCAUCAUAGUUGAGCCCGCACCGCACCGCCUUCCGCUUGCCCCGCGCCCCGCGCCCCGCUGCCAGACAUACCCUCACCGGCCGCUGCCAUGCUAGCGCACCGCGCACCGCUCGCCCUCAACUAAACAAUCGUCAACAUCGAUACGAACGCGUGUGAUAAUUUAAUACUCGCCUAAUUAAGCUUGCAACCGGUGUCUUUCUAACGUGAUUGUAAUUAAUAUUUGUAAAUAUCGACGGUGUAUAUCGUCGUGAGUGUCACCUGUGAUCUCUGCCGCGGAAAAGUGUAUCUGGAGCGCGCGGGCGCGCUCGCUGUUUGCCGCCUAUGCGCCGCACCCGAUCAGCGUAACGUGUAUUAUCCCCUGAGGCAACCGACAACGAUGGCCACCAUGGUGAACAUGAACAGCCUCCUGAACGGAAAAGACUCUCGUUGGCUUCAGCUUGAAGUGUGCCGCGAGUUCCAAAGAAAUAAAUGUUCUCGGCCCGAUAACGAGUGCAAGUUUGCGCAUCCCCCGACUACUGUGGAGGUCCAGAACGGAAGAGUCACCGCAUGCUACGACAGCAUUAAGGGUCGAUGUAACCGCGAGAAGCCGCCCUGCAAGUACUUUCACCCGCCCCAGCACCUUAAGGACCAGCUACUUAUCAACGGGCGGAAUCAUUUAGCACUUAAGAACGCCUUAAUGCAACAGAUGGGUCUGACGCCUGGCCAGGUGCUCCCUGGCCAGGUCCCAACCGUGGUGGGCGGCGUGAGCGGAGCCGGCGCGGCCGCGACCCACCUCGCCGCGCUCGACCCGCUCAGCCUGGCCCUGCUCGCCCCGCAGGCCACGUCGCCAUACCUGUCAGGCGUGCCAGGAGUUGGUUCGACGUAUGCGCAGUAUUACACACCGCAGCUGGUUCCGGCAAUGCUCGGUCACGACCCUGCUGCCGCUGCCGCCUCCCCACUCGGCGUCAUGCAGCAACCUGUGCUGCAGCAGAAGCUUCCCCGCACUGAUCGUCUCGAGACGGCUGGCGGAGCGCAGCAAGCGGCAGGGAGCGCAACAUCGGAGGCGGGAAAGAAGCGGCCGGCGCCCGCCGAGCUCGAGCCGCCCCCGAUGGAUAUGAAGAACGUCGGAUCCUUCUACUAUGACAACUUUGCCUUCCCUGGCGUCGUAUCGUACAAGCGGCCAGCCGCAGACAAAGCAGGCGUGCCGGUGUACCAGCCACCGACGACCUAUCAGCAACUGAUGCAGCUGCAACAGCCGUUCGUGCCCGUGUCAUGCUGUGCGCCGCCCAACGCUCCCUACGUGGAGUAUACGGACGAACGGGGACAGUUACUGGACACCCUCCCGGUGUGCCAAGAUUUUAAUCGACAAGGAUGCAACCGACCUACCUGCAGAUUUGUUCAUAUACGUGAAGGGUGCGGGCUGCAGGUGGUGGGAUGCCGCGUGGUGGUUUGUCGGGACGCAGCGGCGGGCACGUGCCGAAGGGCCGCCUGCCGCUACUACCACAUUCCCGUGCAGCUGCCUCCGGCCCUCAGGCCCCCGUAACCUCCCACCCCACCUACGCCCCGACACCCUUCUCCUCACCCCCAUUCCAUCACCCCCGAUUCCGACUCGCCCCCGUAUUCCCAGGAGGUGCCGUGUUAGCGGUCAGUCUGCUCGUAGCCGCGGCCCCCACCGUUCUCGGGCGCCCACGGGAUACGGUGUGUACCCGAGUAGCGGGAUCAUUCUCAGGCACGGUCGUGCGAUUGUGAUAUGAAUAGUUUUCGAAACGCAGGAGCCGUAUGAAUAAAAUUUGUCGAGAACGUCCCGACGUCGUCGAAUAGUAGUUAGUGAGGUUUCAAAUGUCUUAUUACUAUUAUAUAUUAUUUUUUUAAGAUACGAUAUGAGUUCCUGUAAUCGGUGCGCCGCCGCACCGAUUCGUGUAUAUAAGCGAACGAUUCGGGCGGGGGACGGCGCGGGGCGAGAGUCGUCUCGUGCCGCCUUCCCGCGGCAGCAGCUUCCCGGCUCCGGCCGAGGCCGGUGUCAAAAGUUGCACCCACUCCUAUUGUGAGCAUUUUUUGUGAGAGUUAUGUUAUUUUUACGUAUGUUGUGAUUUAUGAAAUUAUGUUUUAUAGAUGACGAGAUUUACACUAGUUUAGAUUAAGUGAAUCGAUACGAACACCAAUAGAGUAGCCGCUUCUCUCCUUCGGCACGGAAACUUUUGACGCCGGAGCACAAUCGCGUCGGUCAAGCGCGGCCGUUCUCACGUAGCGUAGGUCGCAGCACUCCUAGAGUGGUAGCAACUAAUUCGAAUUGAACAAUGAACGUUGUCGGACAAUAUUGAAAAACGAAGGCUUACUUCCAAGCUAUUUAUCUACAUUCUAAGAUAGAACGGCUUUUAUUCCAGAUAGAUUUGCUAGAUAAUCAUAUAACGAUCGAUCUCCGUCUGCGGAUGCACAAAUAGUGGCCGACGAUCGCGUCCGAGUAACCUUUUAAUCCUGGCGAUCAAAUAGCCGUCUAUUGUUUGACAGUAUUAAGUUUUGUUGAAAUCUCGCGGUUUGCAUGUAGAGGCGAUAUGCGGAUAAGCUGAUGUAAGCGGAUAGAGAGAGGCGGACGGUGGCGUGUGUUUCGCGACUGCACGCUCGUCCCGAGGCAACCAUUGCCUAAUAUUAUUCCUAGUCCAUAUCCUUUUGUUGAUCAGUCAUGCGUAUGUUAGAGUAAAAUAUUAAUAAUUUGAUUUAUUCCUCCCAUUUAGUGGAUAUUUUGAUAAUGAUAUAUUAAUAAUGAAAUAUUUAAGAUACAUAAUACAUAUUUGAUUCUAAAUCCUGAUAAAGUGACACUACGUUAGUAAUUUAGUCGGAGGGAUACUUGUGCCGUGAUUAUAUUUUUAGGUAUAUAUUAUAAAAUAAUUCCUAGCGUCGGAAUUAAAGAAGUGAUUAAUGUGUAAGUGCGUUAUAUUUAUUGUCGUAUAUCGUAAGUGGAAUGCCAUAUCGAUAAAAGGUGAAUAGCGGAAAUUGGAGUUAAACUCGUUAGAGACGUUUGCAGUGAAGCGUUGCGUUUGUUUGUAUUGAUUGAUGUUGAUUGUUGUUAUCGGUUCGGGGCUGCUCGGCGACGGUCACCAACUUGGGGACCGUUCACCGGGAGCCACCAAGUUUCGCUUUUAUCAAUACGGCAGUAUUACUCUAAACACAUAAGUUUUAUUUUUUGUUGAAAUUUAUCGUUUCUCAUUUGUUUGUAUACAAAAUUUUAUGAUCUGACGCAUUUAUUGUAAGACAAUUGAUUAAUUUUAUAAUUAAUUAGUGUGAUAAUAAAGUAAUGGUAUAAAAUUGCCAUUACAAAGAUAGAACAUCGAAAGUAUCCUUCCUGUUUAGAAGGGAAUCUGGCCCUAGGUUUUUAGUGUAUUUUCUAUUUUCUUUUUGUUGUAUUUGUAAUGUUGCGUGUGUCUUACACAUAAUAUAUUUCAUUUUUGUGAUAUUUUUAACUAUAAAGUACUGUUAUUGUAAAUCGAAACGGAAUAAUGGAGACCUAAAUAAAUAUUCGAGAAUUUAUUUGUAAAUCACAAAAAAAUGAAAAACUGUAAAUAUAUUAAAAAAGAUCAGCAACACAAUAAUUGAUUAUUAUAUCUGUCAUAAAUGUAAGUUCGUAAUACCUAAAUAACGGUAUGUUAUUUUAUAGUAGUACAGUCUACUAAAAGUAAACCGAUCCAAUGAACAAAGUAUUCAUAUAAUAUUCUGAACAAUUUUUUUUAUUCACGAGCAGUCACAGAAAGUACAUGACAUUGUAAUAUUAUUUAUGAAAUUACUAUGUGAUGUGAUCUUCGGAUCGAUUUUGAGUACAGUAUAGAUAAUAAACAACUGAAUAUGUGA
This is a messenger RNA of Pieris brassicae (large cabbage white), 4013 nucleotides long. It is a transcript of the gene mbl, whose product is annotated as protein muscleblind. The transcript has 11 exons. The record is from RefSeq and is a predicted model, not a curated record. Lineage: Eukaryota; Metazoa; Arthropoda; Insecta; Lepidoptera; Pieridae. Bases 568 to 1713 code for a protein of 381 amino acids. Gene Ontology annotation, molecular function: metal ion binding.